AUGGCUGGUAAGAUUGGAGCUCUUGGAGUUGGUUUUCUGGUUUUAUUAGCAUUAUCAUCUGCAGUAGUUUCAGCACAUGAAGAAAUGUUGGGCUCACAACCUUCAAGCCAGAAUAUUACUGGGAAAGAGGUUCAAUCUCACUUGGGUUAUAAGCAUGUGUGGCCUGAUAUCAGAUUUGGCUGGAAAAUCGUGAUGGGUACGAUGAUUGCAUUUGUUGGAGCAGCAUUUGGGAGUGUGGGAGGUGUUGGUGGGGGUGGCUUUUUCAUCCCAAUGCUCACCCUCAUUACUGGAUUUGACCAGAAAUCAUCAAUUGCAGAGGAGAAGGGGAGAGAAUGA
Messenger RNA from Prunus armeniaca (apricot), 336 nucleotides. NCBI's taxonomy places the organism in Eukaryota, Viridiplantae, Streptophyta, Magnoliopsida, Rosales, Rosaceae. The record is from the annotation of a GenBank genome assembly.